AUGGCGUCUUCCUCCACCACCAACUCCAUUCUCUCUCCCUCUUUCCUCUCUGGCCUCGCCAAUUCCACCUCCACCGACUCCCCCCGCCCGCCGUCGCUCCUCUCCUUCCUCCCCAACUCCUCCUCCUCAUCCACCGCCGUCUCAAUCAAACUCUCCGACCGCCGCCCCCGCAACAACCGCCGCUCCCUCCCCGUCACCAACGCUGCCAUUAAGACCACUUCCUCCCCUUCCUCCACAGCGGCGCCGACAGAGACCCCCGGCGCCACCCACGACGCCUCCAGGCCCACAAUCCUCGUCUCCGAGAAACUUGGGAGCGCCGGAUUGGAUCUCCUCCGCGGGUUCGGGAACGUGGACUGCUCGUACGACCUCUCCCCGGAGGAUCUCUGCCGCAAGAUCUCGUCCUGCGACGCCCUGAUCGUGCGGAGCGGGACCAAGGUGACGCGGGAGGUGUUCGAGGCGGCGAAGGGGAGGCUGAAGGUUGUGGGGAGGGCCGGCGUCGGAAUUGACAACGUGGAUCUCCAGGCCGCCACCGAAUUCGGCUGCCUGGUGGUGAAUGCCCCCACCGCCAACACCGUCGCCGCCGCGGAGCACGGGAUCGCGCUUCUCGCCGCCAUGGCGCGGAACGUCGCCCAGGCGGACGCCUCCGUCAAAUCUGGAAAAUGGGAGCGGACUAAGUACGUGGGCGUGUCCAUGGUGGGAAAGACGCUGGCCGUGAUGGGAUUCGGGAAAGUCGGGUCGGAAGUUGCCCGGCGGGCAAAAGGCCUGGGAAUGCACGUCAUCUCCCACGACCCCUACGCCCCCGCCGACCGGGCACGUGCCAUGGGCGUGGAGCUCGUCUCCUUCGACCAGGCCAUCUCCACCGCCGACUUCAUCUCCCUCCACAUGCCCCUCACCCCGACCACCAGGAAGAUCCUCAACGACGAUACCUUCGCCAAGAUGAAGCCCGGCGUCCGCAUCGUCAACGUCGCCCGCGGCGGCGUCAUCGACGAGGACGCCCUCGUCCGGGCCCUCGACUCCGGCAAGGUCGCCCAGGCCGCCCUCGACGUCUUCUCCCAGGAGCCGCCGCCCAAAGACAGCAAGCUGGUCCAGCACGAGCGGGUCAUCGCCACCCCGCAUCUGGGAGCCAGCACGAAGGAGGCACAAGAAGGUGUAGCCAUCGAGAUCGCGGAGGCAGUAGUCGGAGCACUAAACGGCGAGCUCUCAGCCACCGCCGUCAACGCUCCCAUGGUCCCACCGGAGGUCCUCUCCGCGCUCGCCCCCUUCGUGACCCUGGCCGAGAAGCUGGGACGGCUCGCCGUCCAGCUCGCGUCGGGAGGGGAAGGAAUAAAAUCCGUCAAAGUAGUCUACCGCUCCGCACGGGACCCCGACGACCUCGACACGAGACUCCUCCGCGCCAUGAUCACGAAAGGGAUCAUCGAGCCCAUCUCCGACGGCUCGUACGUCAACCUGGUCAACGCAGACUUCAUCGCGAAGCAGAAGGGUUUGAGGAUCAGCGAGGAGAGGAUCGUGGUCGACGCGUCGCCGGAGAUGCCCGUGCACUCGAUCGAGGUGCUGAUGUCGAACGUGGAUUCGAAAUUCGGGAGCGCGGUGGCGGGGGAGGGAGGGGAUGUGGUGGUGGAAGGGAGGGUGAAAUACGGGGUGCCGCAUCUGACGAAGGUCGGUGGGUUCGAGGUGGAUGUGAGCUUGGAAGGGAAUUUGAUACUGUGCAGGCAAGUGGAUCGGCCCGGGAUGAUUGGGGAGGUUGGGAAUAUACUCGGGGAGGAUAAUGUGAAUGUGAAUUUCAUGAGUGUGGGGAGGAUGGCGAGGAAGAAGCAGGCGAUCAUGGCGAUUGGAGUGGAUGAGGAGCCGCAGGAGCAGACUUUGUCUAAGAUUGGGAAGGUUUCUGCUGUGGAGGAGUUCGUUUUCCUCAAGUUGUAG
Molecule: messenger RNA, 1917 nt
Organism: Linum trigynum
Lineage: Eukaryota; Viridiplantae; Streptophyta; Magnoliopsida; Malpighiales; Linaceae
Source: the annotation of a GenBank genome assembly